This is a messenger RNA of Tigriopus californicus, 2234 nucleotides long. Its product is annotated as membrane-associated tyrosine- and threonine-specific cdc2-inhibitory kinase-like. Gene Ontology annotation, molecular function: ATP binding; protein kinase activity. The record is from RefSeq and is a predicted model, not a curated record. Gene Ontology annotation, biological process: protein phosphorylation. Lineage: Eukaryota; Metazoa; Arthropoda; Copepoda; Harpacticoida; Harpacticidae. The coding region runs from base 82 to 2076 and encodes 664 amino acids. The transcript is spliced from 8 exons.
UAUAUCUAAUUAGAGCUAGGAGUCACCCUGAAGGGUUGGGUUCAACAUUUGAUCGGAGAGAGGCAAUUCUUCUUCUCGGCCAUGAUCUCGUCCCAAAAACGGCCUUUGAUGAUGCAUCAUCACUCAACCACCUUGCCCACCUGUCUCCCGCCCGCCUCACCUACUCAGGCUGCGGAUGGAUCCUCCCCUCGGGCCACGCCCACUCGCUUAACUCAAUCGUUUAGUUUGCCCAAACCCAACUUCAAGGACCAUCCUCAGACGUUUUCCACGAAAAAAUCUCGUGCCACGCCCCGUUUUCGUCCCCCGCCCCGCCCACCGGCCAAGACGUGUCCGCCCGUGUCUCGCGUGUUCAGCCGUCGGAUUCCACAUUUGGAGCGCGCUCAGAGCGUGACUUUCAAAGAUCGACCCAAUGGCUCGAUGACGCCUACGCCCAUCGGCACGCCUCUCUUGGCCUCGCCCGUGUACGACGACAGUAUUGGCCAAAGCUACUUUGAACAGGCCUUCACCGUGGAAAAGGAGAUUGGCGAAGGCCAUUUCGGCAAAGUGUAUCGCGUGCGAAGCAAAGAAGAUGGGCGAUUGUACGCCGUAAAAAUUGCGCAAGAAUGCUACAAAGGUGAUAAUGAUCGGGCCCGGAAAUUGGAGGAAGUUCGCAAGCACGAGUUCCUCCUCCAUCAUCCCAAUUGCGUGCGCUUCUAUCAAUCUUGGGAGGAGGGCGGCCGUCUCUACCAGCAAUUCGAAUUGUGUGAAAUGUCCCUGGACGAGUUAUCCGAGGAGAAACACGACUUGCCCGAGAAGCUCAUUUGGGGAUACCUCGUCGACCUGCUUUUGGCCCUGAAGCAUCUCCAUGACCAUAAUCUCAUUCACAUGGAUGUGAAACCCGAGAACAUCUUCAUCGGUCGCGAUGGUAUUUGCAAAUUAGGUGACUUCGGUUUAGUCUUGGAUCUGUCCAAAGAUGAUCUCACGUUCCAACACAACUAUGGCGGAGGCGAUUCCAAGUACAUGGCCAAUGAGGUGCUCAGUCACAUGUACACACCUGCCGCGGACAUCUUCUCCUUGGGUCUGACCAUUCUUGAGUUGGCGUGUGAUCUGGAACUGCCUAAUAACGGGCCAUUGUGGCACGAAUUACGAGACACCGGGCCCAGUCCUGAAAUCACGGGUCAGCUCUCGCCCGAAUUGCGACGGGUCAUUCAACUUAUGUCAGCCCGAGAUCCCAUUCGAAGACCCACUGUCGGGCAACUUCUAGCCCUACCCUGCAUCCGCGAAGCCAAACUGGCUAGACAACGGGAAUUGCAGUGGAAUAAUGCCGUUCUCACUGUCAGACGUUGGUGCUCUCCCUUAAUGAGAAUCUGUUUCAUGAUGAUCGCUCUUAUUUGCUGGCCUGUUUCUGAGGUUGGCAAAUCAAUUUUCAAUCAUUUUGGAAUUCACAUCGGAGCAAAGGAAAGUACGGAGGAGGGGGAUACUCCAAAUGAAGGGUCGAAUGACAACGUGGAUCCCUGCGACGAUCACACGCCUCCCUCCAUUCCAAAUCGCAGUUUCAAUGCGACCAAGCUGACCUUUUCAUCAGAUGACGAAGAAGGACAAAACAACUCGCUCUCCUCGUCCACCCACAGCGUAUUGGCUUGCCCUCUUCCACCCUCCGAUUUUUCCCCUCUAAGAACGAGAGACGAGAAAGUGUUUCACGAUGGAAAUGUGCCCUCACCCAUCCCUUCACCUCGGCCGACUUUCUCGUCGGUUCCCACCCGUCAAGUUCAAUCCACACCCAGUGGACUCAAGUCGCGAUCCAGGCGAUCCGCGGCCAAGAAGUGUGGGAGUGCUGUCAAAUCACCCAACAAGAAGUUGGAUUUCAGUCAAUUAGGGCACAUGGAAGGAGCAAAUGGCCCAGCCGUGACUCCGGAUACGCGUUCGGUCUUGAGUUCAAAGUGUGAGGAACGCGGUGACGUUGACGACGACGACCAUGAUGGUCUCAAUAUUGGCCAUGGCAAUAAGAGCAUAAAUGACUCGAACGUGAAAACCAAGACCCUGAAACCCGCGUCUUUGGCUUCAAAAUUCGAUUAUUUCUCCGAUAGUGAUAGCUAAGUCAUGACAAGCUUCCCUUAGUGUCGACAACAUUGAACAUCGGCAGUUCGGAACCCACCCAAAUUUGUGAUGAAUUCUCUCUACACUAUUCUAUUGCUAAGCCCAUGAUUGUACCCAUUGCAGAAAUAUUCUCGGACAUUAAAAGACUUAUGAUGGCA